GAACAGCUCAGUUUACGUCGGAAUGAUACCAGAGCAACAUGGUCUCGGUGCCGCGAAGCCGUGUCAACAAAUAGUGCGUUUGUUUUGAGUGAACUAUUUUUCCUCUGGGCAAAUUCAGCUGGACGCAGUGAGGACUCGCGUCUUAUUUACACGGUGCACAGGUAUUAUUCCAGUAACGCUUGUACAGCCGAUGAGUUCUAAAACCACACAGAAGUGCUUCAACUUUCAUCAACUUUGUGCAGUAAGCAGAAUGCGAUACCCCACUGCUUUUAGAUAGGAAUUCGCUGAUUCAGUAGCUUCAUUUGCUGCUGAACAUGGCCUGGAACGGGUCGCGCUCAGAGGUUGCUCUUGUUACCGGCGGUAGCGGGUUCUUGGGUCAGCAUAUGGUCAAGCAUCUUCUGAAGGACGAGACAGUACGGGAAAUACGGAUACUGGAUAAAGUUCGAUGCAAUAAUAUUUUAGAUCUGCCCGAGGGCGGCAAACCUGUAGUAUAUCUCGAGGCUGAUUUAUACGACAAGGAGAAAUGCCGAGGAGCUUUGCGAGGCGUCGACGUCGUUCUUCACUGCGCCGCUCUCGUUUCGUACGAUUUUCCACCCGACGUAGAAGCCCUCCACCGUAACAAUGUGGCAGCUACGAAAAAUCUCCUCGAGCUUUGCGUAGAAGAGAGUGUCCCUCGCCUCGUGCACUGCAGCACCACCGAAGUCACCCUUCAGUCGUACGUCCGCGGUGGAAUCGUCGCGAUGGUUGUUUACUCCCAGGAGUCAAGGGCCCCUCCUCCGGAUGAUGAGAACAGAUUGAUCUUACGGGAAUACGCCACCUCCAAGCUAAGGGCUGAAAGAAUCGUCCUCGCGGCCGAUGGAACACCACUUAAGAACGGUACAAAGCUGUUGGCACUGUUUACUCACCGAGUUCAUCAUUCUCGCGUAAUUUUCGUCCAGAAAGCCAACAAUGUGAAUCGGCUUUGCGGUGGGACACUUCGGACAGUUUCUUUGAGACCCCCGCUGCUCUACGGCGAGGGUGACUUGGGAUGUGUUUGGCAAAUUUUGAAGGUUGCAAAAAAGCAAGGAAACUCGCUGGUGAGGGUGGCAGGUGUUGGAGGAAAGCAAGAAAUGGCGUAUGUAGGGAACAUGGCGUGGGCAUUUAUAUGCGCGAAAAACGCGCUGGCACGAUGUCCGGACGGGAUAGGAGGACUUCCGGUAUUCGUAACGGACGAUACAACGGUAGAGAAUUUGCUUAGAUUUUGCGAACGUUUGACGAGGAAUUCCAAUCACCACGUUACUUUGUCGUGGUCUAUUCCAAUAGUGGUUUCCUACAUCUGUGCCGUGGUAGCCGAACUAGCGAUCGCUUAUUUACCAUUUUUUAGGAAAAAACUUCCCAUAUCACCACGAUCUUUGAUUGCCUACCUGGGAUCCAUGAUUCUGCAUAAUCGAAGUCGAGCCGCUAUUCACAUCGGUUACACACCGAUCUUUACCAGGGACGAAGCGCUUCGAGUUUCCUCGGCUUACUACUCGAAAGUGUUUAACUGACAACUGAAGAAGAAUUGAAGGUAAUCUCAUGAGAACCUUUUUAUUUUUGAUGAGACUGAUUGUGAAUUUGCCGAUUUUGUCAUCGAUGUGAUUUGGGAGUAGGAGAGGCGUGAAAUAAAUUGAUAUUUGAAAGAAAGACAAAACUUGUUUCGAUUAACUUGUACAGUUUAUUGCUUCGAAAACUGUUCCACAUAACAAUAAAUACACUCAAAUUGGACUAUCUUAGUUUGGUUCUUUCUAAAAUACAAACUACAAUGGAAACGCGAUUUGUCUACACGCGGGAGAUGUAGAGAGUUGUUUAGAGUCACUCAACAUCUCUGAGACUUAUACGUAUAAAGUGCAGUUAUAAGGGUGGUUAACGUUUUAUU
This is a messenger RNA of Neodiprion fabricii, 1894 nucleotides long. RefSeq names its product 3 beta-hydroxysteroid dehydrogenase/Delta 5-->4-isomerase type 4. The transcript has 8 exons. The coding region runs from base 315 to 1526 and encodes 403 amino acids. Lineage: Eukaryota; Metazoa; Arthropoda; Insecta; Hymenoptera; Diprionidae. Gene Ontology annotation, biological process: steroid biosynthetic process. The record is from RefSeq and is a predicted model, not a curated record. Gene Ontology annotation, molecular function: 3-beta-hydroxy-Delta5-steroid dehydrogenase (NAD+) activity.